This is a messenger RNA of Coniophora puteana RWD-64-598 SS2, 2088 nucleotides long. RefSeq lists its product as uncharacterized. The transcript has 3 exons. The record is from RefSeq and is a predicted model, not a curated record. Lineage: Eukaryota; Fungi; Basidiomycota; Agaricomycetes; Boletales; Coniophoraceae. The coding region runs from base 1 to 2088 and encodes 695 amino acids.
AUGAUUGGGUUAGACAAUGUUCUCCCUCCUUCACAACAGAUCAUGAUGAUGGCCUCCAAACGACCUCGUACGAUAUCGCCCAUCAAGCCCACACGCUGGACCGGAAACAGAUUCCGCUUGUUGCCCUUUCGUCCGCUGGAGAUGAAUCAAAGUAAGAAGUCAUCCGAAGAUGGAUUACAGUCCUUGGUCAGAAAGCCAUUACUGUGCAGUAGGCCCGGAGCUUUCACCCUUGCUCCUUAUCUUAUAACCUUGAAUCGGCGCGUCGGAGGUGACUGCGAGACCAUCCUCCUUCUCGUUCCCCAGAAAACCUCACCCUUCGAACUCGCUAGGUUCAAGCAACUUUCUGGUCACUUCCUUGCCAGCGUUCUGUACCCAGAGACCCGUGACAGUAUGCAUCCGAAUCCUCUUCAUAUCGACGAAAUUAUCACCAACGUCCUUUCGUUUGUCCGCGAACCAGACCUGAGCGGAGAUGACGCAGCCAGCCCGCACAGAGACCUUGCAGUCAUGGCUAGAGUGUGUCGUUCCGUCUCCGAGCCGGCGCUGGACGUAUUGUGGUCAGACCUCAGCAGCUUGUUCCCUCUGUUGCGAUGCCUGCCCAACGACCUCAUCACCUAUUAUCCAUCCACCUCCCGAUACUCCCGCGGCACCGCUAAAUUCGAACUAAGGAGGCGGAUUAAGUGUGGAGAUUGGAAGAUUUUCUUCAAGUACGCGGCACGUGUUGUCAAUCUAUGCGCAAAUUCUGCAGGCGCUGAAUGCAUUCCGCCCAAACUCUAUCUUGCGCUUUGCAUCCCUUUCACUUUAAACGCAUUUCCUAAACUGCGGAGUCUACACUGGGUCGAGUCCCCGGAAACUUCGGCCAUCGUCGAGCGUUGCAUGUUCAUGAGACAGCUACUCGUACCCUCUAUAGUCGACCUUAACCUCGACUUCGUCGGUGGGGCAAUGACGCCUCAUGUCCUCAGCCUAGUCUCUAUCUUGGGCGCAGUAUGUCCCAACGUCAAAGUCGUACGGUUCGCCAGCCAAGAUAUUUCUGACAAAGCAGCAGGGGCAUUUUCCGACGCUAUAUGCUCUUGGACCGCCCUCGAAGAUGUACAAUGCCACACUCUGAGUUUCACAGGAUUACGACACCUUUCGUCCCUCGCUUCCCUUCGCAGUCUCAGCGUGGAAGUCCCCGAUUUUCCCCCAUACCCCCGAAAUAUAUGGGGCACACCCAACGAUCAGGUUUUCUCCGGUAUUCACUCGUUCACUUUCGUCAGCGACUCCAGUGUGCUAUCAUCUAUUGCUAAACUGGUGAAUUCCCUCCAACAACGGCGUCUGUCACCCAAAAAGUUCACCGCAGUGGCAAAACUUGAUUCAGGAGAAGGCGAUGCCAUGGUGCACUUGUUUGAUUCGAUUCUUAAUACCUUUGAUAGAGACGCCCUGACCGAUCUCACAGUCGCGGAAAAUGCGACUUCAUCUCUCUCCUUCGUCAACCCCGACUCGUUUCGCUACAUCCUACCUUUCCAUAACCUAGCAUUCGUCAACAUUAAAUCUGGUAGAAAGGUCCUCAUGAAAGACAGCACACUACUCCAGUUGGCAGACGCUUGGCCGAACCUUGCGUCCCUGGCCAUCAACCAGGAGUGUGGCUGGCGGAUCCGGUCGAAGAUCAGCCUUCAUGGCUUACGGGAAAUGUUGCAGAGGCUGCCUAGACUCGUGUACUUGGCAAUAGCAGUCGACGGCGCCACCGUAUGCCCACGGGACGUCGAGGUGAACAAUCUCGGGCAGUUCAGCAUUUACAGACCCUUCACUCUAGACUUGUUGGAUUCGCGGAUCGGCAAGAACGUCCGAGAGGUGGCUGGGUUUCUCGCCGACAUGUUUCCUCUCCAUGAAAUAGGGCGAGAUGAUCGCACCAUCCAUGCCUGGCAAAUCCAGUCAGACUCGGCGGAAACGGGCGAAAAUGCGAACCUGUGGGAAAGCGUGGUUCGCACGGUUGGUAUUAUUAACAAAGUCAGUCUGAAAAGGCUACAGACGCAGCUGAGGUUCAAUAGUGAUGGAGACUAUGACAAUGACGGAGCUUACGAUAUUGACGGUAUGAUAUUGCGGUCUGUAUAG